Hydatigera taeniaeformis is the source of this 9150-nucleotide messenger RNA. NCBI's taxonomy places the organism in Eukaryota, Metazoa, Platyhelminthes, Cestoda, Cyclophyllidea, Taeniidae. The record is from the annotation of a GenBank genome assembly.
AUGGAUUCGGUAAUUCAAGCUGUCGAAAACAUCGCCACAAGGAAUAUUUCUUACUCAACCACAGGUUGCUCCGAAAAAUGGAGCUACCACAACAGUUUUGGCCAGUCCUUCACGGGAGAGGGUACGAGGGGUGCGGAGGGUGUAAUUAUUUCCAGCUUGAUGGGCACCUUGGUGCGCCGCUUCGUGCGGUGUCGUCGCGAAUUGGCCACUCAGGAGAACAUCAGUCUCUUCACGGAGGUGCGCCACCUCCUCACUUAUCUCAAGUCCGUCCACGGUAAUACUUUUAGACGGGCUCUACUCUGUUCCCUUCUCUGUCCCAUGCGAACCGCCUUCAUGAGGAAUAAACCCUCUGUAAUGCUGCCAAGGCCGCGAAUGCUCUCCACGAGAAAUUCGCUCUGGCCCACACCCGCCUCCAAAAGGCCUUCUAUGGUUGUGCCACCGACCGAUUUCAUCGAUGUCGGCGAUUUUACUCCUGGUCUGCAGAACAAGCGAUUGCAUGGUCAGAACUGGAAGUCAGCAGAGACAAAGUACUACAAACCUGUGAUUGAGAGGAGGCUUGUGGAUCUCCCAGCAUUGAAGGAAAACCUACGUGAUUUUGCCUUUCUCCUUGAAUGUUUGGAGCCUGGAACUCUGCCAGAACCACAACUGGUUGCCUCCUUUCUCGAUCUGAACGCACCGGUGCUGGCCAGAGCCUGUCUGCUCUUAGAGUGUGCCUUCUUCGUGCAUCGUUGCAACCGCGGAGAGUGGCCAGCAUGGAUGAAAAUUAACUUACCACUGCCGAUGCAACAAGCUGAACAUCUGACCCAGUCCACCACCUCACAACGAAUCGCUAUUUCAAUUUCGGGGCCUGCCAGCACUGGCGCUGACCCUAUUGACAUGCGUAGCUCUGCGUUUCGCACCGCAGCUCAAAUCCAGUGGUCAGCUGGUCGCCUCUUCCACAGCUGGGCUGAGGCUCUGGGAAUUCGCAUUAUGGCAUUUUUGGAGGAGAAUUCGUCGGCAGAAAUUUAUCUCAGUCGGGAUUUUCAAAGCGAUGAAAACUUCCUCGAUGAUGCCACGGUAAAUCCAAACGGAGAUAGCUGUCCAUACGCUUUGCUCGUGAUGGCAGUGCAGUUGUUGAACGAGAUAACCACCUUCCUACGUGAAUCGCACCAGCAUGCAACCCGUGCACAGAUGGUUGCCGCCUCCUCUUCCUCCUCCUCAGCCACUGCGCGUACAGUGGAUCACUCAAAUCAGUGGGACAGUGGUGGUGGUGGUGGUGCAAACGGUCCUCGCACUCUUGCUGGCACUUCUGCUGUUCCCUCAUUUGGCGCCUUAAAAUCCACUCGACGUCGUCUCAGCAUCCUCAUGCCCAUGUUUGCGCAGCCUGAGGUCAAAGAAAAGCACAAUUCUGUGUAUAUUGAACUCUCUAACGUUCGUGGUGAGGACGGUGACACCGCCUCGAGGAUCACUGACGAAUACGGUAAGCAAUCGAACAGAAUUAACGCAAAUCUUGUGAAAUUACGGGAAUAUGCUCAACUUAUUCCAUUGCCAUCUAUUGUAGUACGCAAGUCUGUAUCAAAAAGCUUGACUCGAAAACGGCAGCGCUCUGGAAGUUUCCGCCAGUCCUUCCAACUCUCUUCUCUUAUGAACAACCCUAGGUCAGCGAAAGCCGAAGGCGGUAAGAAGAAAACUAAGGACACAUUUUCGCUUAUUUUUUUAAGUAGUCCAAGUGAUUCUCCAGGUUUGCGUCGUAUGUCAUCACGUGCCAGCACCUGUGGAGGCGAAGGUGUAGUGAAUAGUGGCGGGGCUCCAGAUGCCAGCCUUGACGAUGGAGCGGGCGGAGCCUAUGGGACUCGUGCAAGCCGUCACGCUCCACCGAUGUCGUCAUCUGCCUCUACCAGCCUUCGCCCUGAGCCGUCUUCAUCGGCCGGCGUCGGAGGACGGCGUUCUGAAAGUGGCGAGGCGCUCGCCUGUCCUGAGACCGAUGCUGAACUUGACUUUAACAAACGCUCACCCCGCCGUGACCGCCGUCGCACUUCCCUUGGUGCAGUGCGCGAUCCCUCUCGCUCAUCCUCCUCGCGCACCCAAAACCAGACCCUUGUUGCUGACUUCUACUCAUCCAACAUGCCAUGGAUACCAGCUGUUAUUGCUUUUGCGAAAAGGACAACUUUUGGCUGCAAACAUCAGCCCAUCUGCGAAGCCAAUUGCUUUGACCGUCAGCAGCAGCAAUUACGGUCACUUCUUCAAGCUAUUCGGCAAGUAUAUUCAUCUACUACCGAGUCCAGUUUCAUUCGAUCUGUGGACGAGCUGCCGGAGGGUCGGCGAGUUCGCGGAACAGUGGGCGACACUAUCGUCACCCCAGAUGUGCGCUCUGGUAAUGGCGGCGGGCCGUCUUGUCAGUGCACCUCGGACUCUAUUAGUGGUGCUGGUGGAGCUGGCAAUGAAGAAGAGGAGUCUGGCUACUCAGAUGAGGUUAAUGACUCCGAUCAGGACAUAGUGGGAAACGGCGGACUAGAGGACCUCCUUCGACUCGCCCUUAACCCUACUCCACUCCUAAGGGGAGCUGGUCCAGCUCCUACGAGUGCUUUCGGGGUCGUUGGUGGUGAUUCGGAGUUGGAAACUUCUGCAUCUAUCCUACAUCGUGUUUUUGGGGGACGAGAUCAUCAGGAUAAAAGAAAUGCUUUAUUUAAUAGAAAUACCAAAAGAAAGGAAUCUUCGGUGUUUACGUCAGGCUGGCGAGAAGCCACCACUCCCAUCUUUGACCGGUUUCGACGUAAAGGCACACCAAAACGGGGCUCUGGAGCGGGUGCCUCUGACGAUUGCGGAGCUGGUGGUUUCUGUGGUCCUGGAGGCCUCUCAAGCCUCAUGAAUCUUAGCCUUCUAGCAGGUGCAGGGACGGGUCUCACAGCGGCAAACUCGUCGCCUUCUCUGGUGCGAUUGCUAGAAGCAGUGAAGAGUGGCUUGGCAAACGGAACCACACUCUCCGUCGAAGGUGACGAUGCUCAAUCGGAGGAAGCUGAGCUUGGCAAGACCAAAGUCCGACCUCUAGCUCAUCAAACCGAUUCGCCCGAACUUAUGUACUUGGAUACUCAGGUCCAGUCGUUGCGCAGCAGUUUCUUCAACCUUCUCAACAAAGGAGCACUUCUACUUUCAUCGGAACAAUUAGAGGAAGUGGUCCCACUCGCCUGGGAGUUGCUACUGGAAGCCGAUCCUGAACUGACCAGCAGUGCUGCUUCUCUAAUUCUAUUUGCUGCUGUGAAAUGUCCUGCCUUCGUUCAGAAGCUUCUGUAUGCAGAACUUCAACAUGUGGACUUGAAUAGUCGUCUAAAUGCCGUUCUAAGGUUCCGAGCACUAUGGACAGCGCGACAGCAGGUUUGGUCACGUCUAGAAGAAGGUGCAAGCCAGUGUCUGAAGGUUCCACCACCGCUGAUCGAGUACGUCCUGCCCUCUCCCACUCUUGGUAAUCCCUCCGUUCAAGUCCCAGAUCCUGCCUGGGAGACCCGAAAGGGUACUUCGGCAGAGGAGGUACAACUCAAACAAAACGAGGCCACUAAAACCUUCGUGACGGCCUCAACAAGUAGAAGAAAACAGCAACAAGAGCUGUUGGCGCGUGCUGUGACAGCGGCGAAGUUAGCAAGGGACGAAGCACGUAGCCUUUUCCACAUAACCACAUCAGCCAUCCUUGAGUUGGCUGCUACUGAAGUCGUCUUCUCUAAAGACCACCGCGGAGACGAAGCGGGUGGCGGCGAUGAUGGUAGUGAACAGAUGUUUUUGGCUGUUUCUGGUGAUGCUAAUGCUGUCAUCAUCACCGCCUCUCCUCCUCCUCCUCAUGCUUCUGCUACUGCUACUGCUCUUGCCGCUGCUGCACCAGCAGCAGAGGAGUUCAAUCUAGCAGCAAGGAAAGUCUCUUUUGCACCGAUGAAUCGAAGCCUCAACAUGCAAACGCGAAGUCUCUCCUGGAGAAAUGGAUCAUUUCCGUUGUUUCGAGACAAUGUCACCCUUGCUGAUGAUGAUGAGGCAGGAAACAGUAAUGCCUCAAUGCUUUUGACCCACCAGUUGAAAAUGGCACAAACCUUCUUCCCCUCCUGCAUAUGUGCUGCUACAUUGCCUCUCACAAAUCUCAUGGAUGACUGCGCGGUAAACAACGAGGGCAUAGCAGUAAGCACCGUGGUUGAGGCGGUUAUUUGGCAAUGCCUCUUGGAAGAUACCAGUCUCUUUUUGCGGUACAUCUUUGAGAAACUCACAAGAGUUCCCCACAAAGAUGACCUCAUUUCGGUUAUUCGAAAAUUGGUCCAACGUCUUCCUGAACUUCCGAUGCAAACGGCUCACAUCCUCUUCAACAAUUUGGUUGGUUGCAUAAUGUUUCACGUAAGAACUCCGAGUUUCAACGCCCCCGACUCAAUCGCCAGUAUUCUCUGCGUACUGCACAUGAUCAUUCCAUAUGUAAAGAAUAUCUAUUUCAAGGAUUUGAAGCAGACUUUUCGUCGCGAGCAAAUCGAUUCAACUCUGCUGGUGACAGCUAACUUGCCAUGCGCUAAACAAUUUAAUGUCUUCUGUGACACCAUUUGUGUGGCUCAGUUGGUGAAACUGCAGGACGAUAACAAAGACUACCGGUUCAACGACAUCCUAACUGAGGCACUCGAGGGCAACAGUGUGCCUCACAGUGAAUACCACCUUCACGUGCUCUGCGAUGAUCGUUCAAACAUCAUACGCAACUCCAAUCACUAUGUGCGUGACUUCUACCCAUUCAAGAGGAACCACAUCCCAAAGCUGAAACUGAUGCGCGUGGAUCGGGAAACAGGACAGCAAUUAUUGCAGCGCAAUGCAUUUAGUCUAAAGGUUCAAGAAGUGGGCAAACUGCUGUUAGUGAAGACCAUUCUCCAAACCACCGCAGCAUCACAUAUGUCAAACCACAUCCUAUUUCUGCGAGAAGAACUGGUCAAACUACCCUCGUUCCCGCGCAAAGCUCUAGAGGCCGAAUUCACCCUCUACGAGUGUGGCGACAUGGGCAAGGCUCUGUUUGCAAUGGACUCCAUGCACAAGUUAACAUGGUGUCAAUUGAUAAAUUCGAUGUUUCAAAAAAUGACUUCCACUUUUCCUUGGUCUACCGAUUUGCAACUAUUUCUCAACGUUUACAAUGGCACGCUUGUUUUACACGCUGAAGACACCACCAUUCUUCGUCAGUGUCUGGCCUUUUACCUGCAGUGUUGCUACCAAUUCAAGAUGAUUUUCUCUGUCAAUGGGUAUUUGAGUAUUCUUCCGACAAUCAUCAGGGUAUAUCACAACAAUCAACACAAUGGAAUUCUAAAACACGCGAUAGAGUUCAUCUUCAAGCAGUUCUACAUAAUGCAUCGAACGCCUUUCAUUCUGCAAAUGUUCGGCAGCAUCGCCAAUUACAUUGACCUCUCGCCCGAUGAUACUGUUCAGCCCAACUUUUAUCGGGUCCGACCAGAGACCCUUUAUCAGCUUCUGCGAGCUAUUGGAAGGGAGAUACCGGACACACUGGGAAUACUACAACUGUGCAGUUUCUCUAAGCCCUUAAAAGCUCUAGAUUUCUGCUAUGCUGACGACUCACAAAGCUGGUCAAUUUUUGAAACGGUGAAUCUGUGUGUCACUGUGCAGGUUUAUGCUCCGGAAUCCUAUCGUUCGCGACAAAUGAUGGUUAUUCUGCAAGCGAUGUUCCCUUACAUUUUACGCGAUUUACCAGUCAUUUGUUGUGAAGAAUGUACAGGAGCGGAUUCAAGAAAGUUUGAAUUGCAGGCCAUCCAACAACUGUCGGUUAUGGUGAAGCAACUCAUAUGCACAACUGAGUGGAUGACGAGACGAUCAGACGACACAAAGUCGGUGGUAUCCUCUACUACCAGUAGCAGCUCUGUACCAGGAGGACCACGCGGACUGGGAGGAGCCUCGGUUAAGCGUCUCGCCUCAGCAGAUCAGCCCGCAAAGAUGCCGGAGUGGGCUUCUGCCAUCUCAGGGAACUAUUCGAACCGCCGCCAUCACCAACACCAUUCACAGAUGCAGUAUCGUUUGCAACGAAACUUUACGCGCUCUGGAUCACCGUCCAGUGGUGCCAUUGGAAGUGGAGGACGUCGUCCGCCCUCAGUUGAGCCUCCUGGAAAGCGAUCGAUGCGCCGCCAGCGUCACAGCGGAGACUCCUUUGGUGGAGCCUCAGGAGCUUUGAAGCGUAGUGCCUCAGCUGUGAUGAGUGUCAGUGGAGGUGGUGGCGGUAGUAGCAGCAGUGGAGGAGGUGGCGGUGGUGGUGAUAGUGGACAUCACAUUGGUACCCCUUCAGGCUGGCGUAAGUCGAGCAUCGAACCGAGGGAGGCGAUUCUUCAGAUUGCGUCGGAGUUCUUGACUGUCGCCCACCGACGCCUUGGAGAGUUAGGGGAGCGGCAAAAGUCUUCGGAGUUGCUGGAUGGAAAGGCUUUCAUGCGCCUUUCGGAAUUGGCGCAGUCGAUCGUGAAGCAGUUUCCUCACAAUGUAAAUCUGUUGAAAAGCCAACCGCUUCAACGAUUCUUCCUGGAAGUCUUACCACUUGCUGACUGGAGUCAUGAGUCUCUUCGUUCAUGCAAGGCUCUCGAGACUCUUGUCGGUCGAUUGAACAGAACGCUUCCAAAGAUGCUGGAGACAGCCUCAGUUCGUCUGUUCAACGACUACUUGAAGCGAAGUCUAGUCGUUGGACCGAAUGCCUGGUGGUCGACUGAACGUUUGUUUACGACCCCGCCUCAGGCUACCAUCACGAUGGUGACGGCACAACAUCUGGGACGCAGAGCCACUACAACUGCUGGUGGAGAGCGGUCUGUGACCUCAACACCAGGGGUCACCUUCCACCCAGAGUUGAUUACUUCUACCACGGAGAGACGUACGCCCCCAAGGGUUCCAUUGAGUCCCACAUCAACGGGCAGUACCAUGACCUCGUCACUGGCUAAGGGCGCAGCCGCCUCUCCUUCCUCCGCCGAACGGGUUGCCCCGACAACGACGACAGGAGGAGGGACUGAAACCAGCUGCCUCCCUGCCGGUUUUGCGGCCGAGGCUACCCGUUUCAUUGCUCUCAUGCUCAGUUGCCUUGAGUCUUCAUACCGUCUCAAAGACCUUUGUGAGAGAGCGAAUUUCGAAUUUUGUCGGUGUCCAACGAUAUUCGAGGGUGGCACUGAAAAUCUCUCCAACUAUUUGGCCUACUUGAUCGUUCCAUUAUUGUUUCAGUGCAGCACUGGUCGUGGAGAUUAUCCAAGCCUCUCCAAGGAGAACGUUUACUAUGCUCUGGAAGUAUGCCUCUCGGGUCUAUUCGUUGGCUCUGAGAAAUGCUCCUCAGAGGGCGGAGUGACUUCAACUGGUACGGAGGUCGGAGGCGCAGGCUCAAGCCGACCCUCUGGCGUUGCCUUUGACCACGUGGCAUUUGAGGGACCUAAAAAGCUUGGCAUCCACUCUUCCUUUAUAAUGGCCAAUUCCAAAUCAAACCAGCCUAUGGGUCCCGUGGGAGAAGGCUGCGGAGUCGGUAGUGGCGGAGGCGGUGGUGGCAUAAAAACGUCUUUGGGUCAAAGCAUGUCCGGUACGGUGGGAGUGACGGGUCUUCUACAGCUCCCAAAUCUUCUCGGGGGGCCGCCGGUUACCGGCUCCACCUGGGAGUUGAUAGGACCAUCAGGACUUGCCUGCGAUCUUGGAGGGGGUCGAAUGCAUGGUUGCAUAGUGAACUUGAUUGGCCCCACGCUGCACAGCAUGAAGCAUCCAAAGAUGGAGGAGAUAUCAGGUGCCUCUGCGGUCGGGGCAUUGCACCCUGGCAUAAAUACUGGUUUCUCAAGCAAUUCAGUCGGAGCUGGUCAUGCUAACUCCUCCAUACUGUCAAACCAUGAAAAGAAUGUGCAAUCGCAAAUCGAUAUUGUGCACAGACUUGCCUUUUUGGGGCUCAAGCUCAUCCUGAUUGUCUAUCCACGUCACACACUGGCCAAGUCACGCCACAUAAUCGCCAGUCUGGCCAAGCUCGCCUUCUACCGGUGCUGCGGGGUACAGCUGUGGAAGUUCCUUGACUUUGUGGUCACCUAUAGGCCGAGCAUUUUCAUGCAUAUGGCACCAUUCUUCCGGUUCCAGGUUUUGAAUUUCCAAUGCGAAACUCAAGGAGAGCAAGCAUUUCAACAGAUUAUUGGCCAGAAAUUGAUCGGACUUCAUUUACCACCACAACAGACGAUUGUUACCCUCUUGAAGGAACUUCUACUUGAUCUUCAAAUCCUUAGGGAAGAAAAACAGAUGCUCAACUUAAUGCGACAGAAGCAUCAGCUCUUUCUGAGUCCGCGUCAGAUGCACGACAGCUCAGUGCUUUCGCCGUCAGCUCCCAGUGAUUCUGCCAACUCAGUAGCUAGUACACCCCUUCCAGGCAUUCUUCGGCAUCCCUCAGAGAAGCAUUUUUGUAUUUUGGAGGGUGGUCAGGUGCGUCCGUUUUCUCAGAUUGAAUUCCGGCAGUCACUUCUGCGUCGAACCUCCGGAAAACGUAUCACUGCACAUGACGGCAGUCGAUUCCUGAGCCAUCACCGAACUCUUUCACAACGGAAACCUAUCCUCACUGGUGAGGUCACCGCGAUCUUCAAUGAAAAGACCAAGGGCGAAUUGAGGCGCGCAAUUACGACUGCAGAAGGCGGGGAGAGAAGAUUUGGCCGCUAUCUUUCCGGCCUCACCAAUACCGCCUUGUCACCAAAUGGCAACAACACCGUAGACGUCAAAGAUAUUACAGUAAUGGACGAGCUCAAUGCCCCUGCCAACCCCUUAAUUGCAGCUGCCGUAGCAACUUCUCUCUACGGAUCGGCGAUGCAGAUCAUGCUCACGGCUCCCUUCCCCCUGAUCGUCGCCUACGUCAAACCCCUAAAAUUCGCCUCCGCUGCACCCUACACCCAUGUGCGAGAAAAGGCGCGAGAGGAGCUGCCCGAUUUGAUUGGGGUGACAGAUCCCUCGGAGCCCUUUAAGCCGAGCCGACCGCAGCUGAGGUCGAGCAAGCUCACAGACAACAUUCCAUUGGUUGAUCUUCACACCUCUCCAUCUACCUCGUUCCCACCUAUCACCCCACUAUCUCCACCACAGUUUCAGGAUCCCAUAGUUGUAUCGACAUUCGACUCGCAGCCAACUGCUGUCUCUCAGAGGCCACGGAGCCAUGCGGACACUCUCACCAAGAUUCGCUACGUUUAA